CUAUUUUGGGGAAAGCAGCAGCACCAGAGCCAAGAUGGCGGCCAGCAGGAGGCUGAUGAAGGAGCUUGAAGAAAUCCGCAAAUGUGGAAUGAAAAACUUCUGUAACAUCCAGGUUGAUGAAGCUAAUUUAUUGACUUGGCAAGGGCUUAUUGUUCCUGACAACCCUCCAUAUGAUAAGGGGGCCUUCAGAACUGAAAUCAACUUUCCAGCAGAGUACCCAUUCAAGCCACCGAAGAUCACAUUUAAAACAAAGAUCUAUCACCCAAACAUCGAUGAAAAGGGGCAGGUCUGUCUGCCAGUAAUUAGUGCUGAAAACUGGAAGCCAGCAACCAAAACCGACCAAGUAAUCCAGUCCCUCAUAGCACUGGUGAACGACCCUCAGCCUGAGCACCCCCUACGGGCUGACCUAGCUGAAGAAUACUCUAAGGACCGUAAAAAAUUCUGUAAGAAUGCUGAAGAGUUUACAAAGAAAUAUGGGGAAAAGCGACCUGUGGACUAAAAUCUGCCAUGAUUGAUUCCAGCAAGUGUGAGCAGAGACCCCGAGCAGUGCAUUCAGACACCCCGCAAAGCAGGACUCUGUGGAAAAUUGACACGUGCCACCGCCUGGCGUUCGCUUGUGGCAGUUACUAACUUUCUACAGUUUUCUUAAUCAAAAGUGGUCUAGGUAACCUGUAAAGAAAGGAUUAAAAAUUUAAGGUGUUCUAGUUCUGCUUUCUUUGUUUUAAAAAUCACUGCUUUAGUCUACUUCAAAAGAUUGGUGUUUCUUUUCUUAUCCAAGUUUUUCCAAAAUUUUCAAGUUACAUUUAGCCCAUAAGGUU
Molecule: messenger RNA, 818 nt
Organism: Nycticebus coucang (slow loris)
Lineage: Eukaryota; Metazoa; Chordata; Mammalia; Primates; Lorisidae
Product: ubiquitin-conjugating enzyme E2 L3-like
Exons: 1
Coding region: 35-499 (154 amino acids)
Source: RefSeq, a predicted model, not a curated record